Messenger RNA from Lycium ferocissimum, 1467 nucleotides. RefSeq names its product protein TIFY 6B-like. Gene Ontology annotation, biological process: response to wounding; regulation of defense response; regulation of jasmonic acid mediated signaling pathway. The transcript has 7 exons. Bases 216 to 1172 code for a protein of 318 amino acids. Gene Ontology annotation, cellular component: nucleus. NCBI's taxonomy places the organism in Eukaryota, Viridiplantae, Streptophyta, Magnoliopsida, Solanales, Solanaceae. The record is from RefSeq and is a predicted model, not a curated record.
UCAACUUCCCCUAUUUCCCUCUGUUUGCUGCAGUUAGAAGCAUUUAAGCUUUUAAAAAAACAAACAAACAAACUUUGCCAUAUUUCUCUUUCUUUUAUUCUCUCUUUCCUUUGCUUUUGGGUUUUGGGGUUUGUUUUUUUAAAACAUUUUUGUGUUUGAUCUGCUUAAAAAUAAUUGUAAUUUUGAAUUUUGGGUGGUUCUUGAAAUUGUGAAAAAUGGAGAGAGACUUUAUGGGAUUGAAUAUUAAAGAUUCUCUACUUGUUGUUAAGGAAGAACCUGUUGAAAGCUGCAAAGAAACUGGGUUUCGCUGGAACUUGUCGAGCAAGGUAGGUGGACCCCAUUUCAUAUCUUUGAACUCUUCUCAAGAUGAAAAACCCUUCAAAGCUGGUGAAAUCCAGAAUGUGCAUGCAAUGCUUCCGUUUAACAUGAGCAAUCCCUCCUACAAGACUCAUUUUGGUGGUGCUGCCCAGAAUUCUGCAGCUGCGACGAUGAACCAGCAGCUUCUUGCUGGGAUUCCCGUUACAGCUCCUCAUUCAAUACUUCCAUCCCGUGGCUCUGUGGCUGGGACUACUGAUUGGUUUAAUUCCAAAGGAUCUGCAGCACCUGCUCAACUGACCAUCUUCUAUGGUGGGACGGUCAAUGUCUUCGAUGAUAUUUCUCCUGAAAAGGCACAGGCUAUUAUGUUUUUGGCUGGAAGUGGUUGCCCUCCUAAUGUGGUGCAACCAAGGUUUCAACUUCAGGCAUCUGCACCCAAACCUGCUGCUGCAGAUGGCGCUUGUGUGAACCAAGCUCCAAAUAUGCUGCCUGCCUCGGGUCUUUCCAGCCCUAUGUCCGUUUCUUCCCAUCCCAUUGGCCAAUCUGAUGGCAGUUCUGGAAACAAAGAUGACAUGAAGAUAUCUAAAACUGCAAACACUUCAGUGGAGACUCCAAAGGUUGUGACAUCACUAGGACCUGUUGGGACGACUACCAUAAUGACAGCAGCGGUUCCACAGGCUAGGAAAGCAUCUCUUGCUCGGUUUCUGGAGAAGCGGAAGGAAAGGGUGAUGAACUUAGCACCAUAUAGCCUCAACAAGAAAUCACCCGAGUGCUCUACCCCGGAGUCCAACGGAGUUGGUUUCUCUGCAACUUCCAGUGUCGCUACUAGUCCUCUGUUACCCGGUAAGGAGAUCUAGCUAUGAUCUCCGAAGGCUGUUUAACGCCGUAAAUCAGUGAAGCAUAAUCUAUUUUAUUCAGCAAGUUAUAAGCUGUGUAGCUAUCAAGUUUUGUUGUUUUAAUUGUAAUGUCAACUUGAUUUAUCUCUAGCCAAAGACUUCCUAGUGUCCAAUUUACUUGGUCUUUUGCUCUGUAUUUAAUUCUCUUUCUUCUGAACCUGAUGGAAUCCUCCCAUCCAAAUAACUUCUUCACUUUGUAACUGUUUAUUCUGUUGUUACAUUGUGUUCACAAGUAUAUAUUAAUAUUAUUUAGUCA